AUGGAAAGGAGGACUCUCUCUGUCUUACUAUUAUUGGCAAAGUUUCAAAUCAAAGAAAUUGAUGUUACUGUUGGUAUUGCAGGUGAGCCGAAUUUGAGGUUAUGGUGUUGGAGGUUGAUCUGUGAACUCAUGGUGAUGGGUGGUUUAGGAAGAAGGAGAUACACUUUACAGAUGGUUGUUGCAGAAAUUUUUGUUACUCUUGUGAUUCUUAAGGAUAUGUCAGUUUGCAGCAAGAGAAAUACGGAAGUUUCUAGAGUUGAGAUAUACACUUUGGGUUCAGAUUCAUGGAAAACAUCCAUGUCUUGCAUUCCGUAUAAACUUUCUGGAGAAGAGCCUGGUGUGUUUGUAAAUGGAGCUCUCCACUGGUUAGCAAAUACGUUUACAAGUAAUAACAACUAUAAACCACGAGUUAUAGUUUCUUUCGACUUGGAAGAAGAAAUAUUCAAAGAAAUACCACUACCUGAAGAAGUACGUAUGGACGAUUUCGAUUAUAGAUUUGUUGAUGUGUUGAGAGGUUGCCUUUGUUUGCUUUGUAGCGUGUCUAAGGUUGGUUUUGUGAUAUGGGAGAUGAAGAAUUAUGGGGUUAGAAAGUCUUGGACUAAACUGUACAAGACUGACCCACAACUGAUGAUGGCACUGGAUAUCCCAACUUAUCACUACAUAAGAAGCGCAGUGUUUUUACAGAAUGGUGAAAUCCUAUUACAAAUUCGAUUACAUGAUGGUCAGAGGUAUUCAUCAUCUUUCGAAUGGCAGAAGAGAUCAACUGUUGUGAGAAUAUGCUGGGAAGACAUCAUCAUAACAUAA
Molecule: messenger RNA, 804 nt
Organism: Papaver somniferum (opium poppy)
Lineage: Eukaryota; Viridiplantae; Streptophyta; Magnoliopsida; Ranunculales; Papaveraceae
Product: F-box protein At3g07870-like
Exons: 5
Coding region: 1-804 (267 amino acids)
Source: RefSeq, a predicted model, not a curated record